Talaromyces amestolkiae is the source of this 4875-nucleotide messenger RNA. RefSeq lists its product as uncharacterized. The transcript has 3 exons. NCBI's taxonomy places the organism in Eukaryota, Fungi, Ascomycota, Eurotiomycetes, Eurotiales, Trichocomaceae. Gene Ontology annotation, molecular function: protein binding. The record is from RefSeq and is a predicted model, not a curated record. Bases 1 to 4875 code for a protein of 1624 amino acids.
AUGAGUAGCACGCUUUUGAAAUACUUUCUUCAGGAUGACGUGGACAGUUUCAAGCGUUUGUUGGCAAACGUCAGCAAUGCGCCAACUGGCCAGCGGUCAGCGCCAGGAAGCAUUACACCGAAAAUAGGAAGUCCCUCAUACGGUUCGUCACCAAGUGCAUUGCCGCGCAGCCAGAAAAAGGUCAUCGGGACCUCGCCGGGCGCAUCGACUCCUGAUCGCAGCGGAUAUGUACGAGGGACUACAAGUCCGUGGUCUCGUACACAAGUGAACGCUCGUGAUCAAAACGGGCGCACAUUACUUCAUUUGAUCGCCUCAUCCCCGAAAUCGACCGCCAUCGAGUUCGCGAAUGCGCUGUUGGAGUUACCCUUUGUUGAUAUAUAUGCCCAAGACUCGGAAAGUGGAUGGACGGCACUGCACAGAGCUCUAUAUUUCGGGAACGUUGCUGUUGCGCAAGCUUUGAUGCAAAAGGAUCUCCGGGGCGCCACGGAUUUCAGUGCUCCUAGCAGCCUUCAUCACUUGACUGCAAGUUUAAUCAAGAUUAAAGACCGGGAAGGAAAUAGUCCUUUCGAUGUUUACGGUGCAACCAUCAUUGGUCGUGACAUUAAGCAAGCCGUAACACUGGACGGAAAGUCACUGGGCGACUAUAUAUCGAUCGACAAUGAUAACGAUGCUUCUUCAGCGGAAAACUCUGUCUUUGGAGGUGACAGCCCCGAGGAUGGGUUUUGUCCAAGAGCGCAAUUGAAAGCUCGAACAAAUUUACAGGGCGAUGAAGUUUUCACUUUCGGUAGCAACAAGAAUAUGACACUUGGUUUGGGAGACGAGGACGACCGUCAAUUCCCAGAAAGGAUAUCACUGGAUCGACCACAUCACCUCCUUGAACGAUUCUUCACGGAACGAGAAGAGGCUCGCGAUCAUCAAGAGCAAAGGUCGGCACUAUUUAGUCAGGCUGUGGGUCAUGCUGAUAAUCCAGGCGAUUUGCCUACUCUGGUUGCAUCAAGACCGCUAUCUAUUCAAGAUGUAUACAUGUCAAAACUACACACAGCAGUCUUGACUAACGAUCCGGAAUCGAACCUGUAUAUGGCUGGAUUCGGCCCUGGCGGUCGCCUGGGUACGGGUGACGAGGCCACGAGAUUUCAUUUCGUUUGCAUUGAAACAGGCGGACUUUCUGGAAAGAAAGUCAUAUCGCUUGCUCUUGGGCAGGAUCACUCAAUCGCCAUUUCGGAACAAGGCGAAGUCUUUACAUGGGGAAGUAACAAAUACGGUCAACUAGGCUACAAUCUUCCACGGGCAAACAAUAAGAGAGACACACCAAUACAAAGCACCCCGCGACAGGUCUUCAAUCCAUUUAAGCGUGAAGUCAUACUUGGGGCCGCCGCUUCUGCGAUUCAUUCCGUCGUUUUCAGUACAUCCGGUCUUUACACGUUUGGUAAAAAUGAGGGUCAACUUGGUCUGGUUGAUUCUGAUGCUCGUUCGCUUGAAGUCCAGGUCACUCCUCGUCGUGUCGGAGUUUCUCUCUUCAAUGCUCCCAUUCGCAUGGUAUCAGCCAUUGAUAGAGCUACCGCAGUUCUUCUCGAGACUAGUGAGACCUGGGUUUUUACGCACUACGGUUAUUCUAAAGUCAUAUUUCCUCUUGAUUUCAGCUCAUACUUCAUUAAAGAAAGUUUUCUGGCCACCAGGUAUGGCAACACAGCAAAUCGGGUCCUGAAGAUCACUGCCGGCGGAAAUACCAUUUGCGCGCUUUCCAGCUUCGGAGAGGUUUACAGCGUUCAUGUGAACAGUAGACCUGACCCUUCAACAACUUCAUCGACGACUAAUCCUGCAAAGAUUCGGAACUCUCUCUCUACGCCAGAGCGUGUUUGGUCUGUGAGAAAGUCUCACAUGGCUGCAAAUGAUGUUGAUGUUGGACAAGAUGGGUCUAUCAUCAUCUGCACAACUUCCGGAUCCGCAUGGAGGAAAGAGAAACGAGCUAAAAUUAAAGCAUCCAGCUCCAAGGACUAUAAAUUCGUGCGUGUUGCAGGUCUUUCCAGAGUCGCAGCCGUCAGAAGCAACGCGUUUGGUGCAUUUGCAGCUGUCCAGAAAGACUGUGAUGUAACUAAGGAACAAGUGACCGUUUCCCCAUCUUCAUUAUGGAAUGACUUUUUCCAGCUUUUGCCGAUUAGUUCUCUGGCAGAAAACGCAGAGACCGAUCUCACGGAUGACUCCAUGAUCAGGCAUCAAAUAGCCAAGAUGAAGUUGGCGGUCUCCUCUUCGUCUAACAUAGAAACUGAGGUGCAGCGUAUCGUGGAGAGGAGUCACAUGGAAAGACCUGCACAUGUUAUUUGGCUCAGAACUACGGUAUCUGAUACGCAAAUACCUGUCCAUGAAUUCAUUUUCGCCGGUCGAAGUCCUAUUUUGCGAACAGCACUAGCUGAGUCGCGGCGAGGUAAUGGGUUCUCGCUCCCAGACUUCAUCACGUUGGCAGAGGCCAAAAAUGGUGCCCAUGAAGUUGUCUUUCAAGGAAUGGACUUCCUCUCGCUUCUAAAUCUCGUUGUGUUCCUCUAUACCGAUGAUGUCUUGGAUGUGUGGCGUGAUGUUAGACACGACUCGGUCAAUGCCUAUAGGUAUAGACAGGUUCGAACUGAGGUCAUGCGUAUUGCUACUCAUCUGGACAUCCAGGCUCUAGAGCGGGCUGCUCGAGUAAUGGGCGAACCGUCCCGGACGUUACAUCAUGAUAUGGAGAGAGCAUUAUAUGAUCCAACUUUCUUUGAGAGCGGUGAUGUCACCAUACGCUUGAAAGAUGCAAUAAUUCGCGCCCAUAGUCAGGUUGUGUGCCAAAGAUGCCCUUUCUUCGAUGCUCUUUUCCAUGGUCGAUCGGGUGGAAGAUGGCUCGAUUCAAGACGCCAAGAGGAUGCCAUUACAAUCGAUCUUCGAAAUAUGGAUUCACACGUGUUCAGUUUUGUCCUUCGUCAUCUAUACGCUGAUACAGAAGACGAACUGUUUGAAGAUGUGCGAUACAAUAACCUGGAUGAUUUCAUUGAUUUGGUUCUCGAUGUGAUGUUUGCUGCCAAUGAGCUCAUGGUAGAUCGGUUGGCUCAGGUUUGUCAGAAGAUGCUAGGACAGUUUGUAAACACUCGCAAUGUCUGUCAACUGCUUAAUGCUGUUGCUCCCUGCACAGUAACAGAGUUCAAGGAGGCUGCUUUGGAGUAUAUCUGUCUGAACCUUGAGACCUUGCUUGAGAAUAGGCUACUUGAUGAUCUUGAAGAAGAUUUGAUGGACGAACUAGACGAGAUCUGCCAGGAAAAUCAACUUGCACGAUAUCCCGUUUCCCGUGGCCGCAACUCAGAAGAAGCGUUACUUGAGAGAUAUCCCGAGUUAGUGACGAGUCUUGAAGUAGACAGGCAAAGGAGAGUUGAUUCAAUGCGUCUCAGUUCGCGACGUGACCGAGACGGAUUGUUCGAUGGGAAGAUUCGAGCAAGUGUCUUUGACAAAGGCACCCCAUCACCAUCCGUUCGGAGAACGAAGAUCGCUCAAGGUGGUGAGCCGAGGCAGACUGUUGGAAGUCCGACACUCAAGGCUCGACAGUCUAUAAAUGAUCUCAUGUUCCAAAUGGACGACGAGUCAACCAUGUCGCCCACUCCAGUGCGCAAAGGCAAAGCUCCCAUGACCAAUUCGCCUGCAGAAGACCUAGAUGAUUUAUCACAGUCUCCUGCUUUCUCUCUGUCUUUCAAUCAAGGAGAUUCUGUAGGCGAUGCAAACUAUCUGCAAGCUGGAGUGGGUUCAUUGGAAAGUGGUGCAGCUAGCAGUCUGACUAUUCCUACCACACUUCAGCCAACGCCUCCAGCUACGUCAAAGGCGGCACCAUGGGUAUCGCCUGAUAUUUCUGGCGAUAAAAGAAAUCUCAGAGAUAUCAUGGCUGAGACGUCCACGUCACGUGUUUCGAAUCUUACUCUUGGCAUGACAGAUCGCUCAAGCGCUCAAUCUGCUGGCACUUUCUCUCAGAAAAUGUCACAAAAAGAACGCAAGAGACUUCAGCAGGUACAAGCUCAGGAAGCUCUGGAGGCACAGCAAAAAGCGGCAGUCGAUUCUCGACAGUCACCAUGGCAGACAGUUAGCAAAAAGCCAACCCCAAGCCCGCGUGAUGAUGUUGUCGAACAGACCGGCUCGAAUCCCAAAGCUAUUCAGAAGCCCGCCAUGACCCUUCGGCAGACCGUUGCUGGAAGUCCAUCGAUCCGUCCGCUUAUCAAACCUGGACCGUCUCCUAGUGGUCAAGGGCGGAGUGUCUCACAGCCUAUCCCAGGUCCUUCCACAAAUGCGAAGCCGAUACCAGCAAACACAACCCCUGCAAAGUCGAAGGCAAGACCAUCACCUAGCUUGUCUCCCAUCUCCACACCACAGCCCGUCAUCCAGUCAAUUCGUCACACACCUCGUCCUGAGCGAUCUCUUCCUGGCCCCGCCGGUCAAGCAUCUCUAGCUUCGAUCCUUCUUCAACAGCAGGCAGAAAAGGACGAGAUUCGCGAAGCAGCAUCCGCCAAACAUAAGCUACAAGACAUCCAAGCAGAACAAGAGUUUCAAGAAUGGUGGGAUAAGGAGAGCAAACGAGUCAUGGAAGCCGAAGCUGCGGCUGCAGCAGCGGCUUUGCGGUCGUCGACGGGUCGGAAUGCUCGACGCAAGAAUAGGGGUCAGCAGCAGUCACAGUCACAGCAACAACAACAGCCCUCACGGCAAUCGCAACAGCCACAAGGAAGUAAGCCUCAACAACGACAGAAUCAAGACAAACCGAGUGAAACCCCUCGAUCUCAAGGCAAUCGCUCCAAUCAUCGCCGGCCUCACAAGAAUCCGCAAGCAUCAUCAUCAGGACCCAACAACCGUCCAGAGCCCAUAACUAACCACUCAUGA